AUUAAACUGGCAAGGUCUCUACUAUGCACACAAUUGCAAACAUGUAUUUCAUACAAAAUGGACGGCCAAAACUCAACAGCCAGGAAUGAAUUCAUUCUUCUGGCAUUUUCAGAUAUUCCACAGUUCAGAUUCCUAUUAUUUUCAGUAAUUCUGCUUCUGUACAUUGUAUCUAUUAUGGGGAAUACUUCUACCAUUGUCCUUGUUAGAGUUGAACCUACACUUCAUACUCCAAUGUAUUUUUUUAUCAGCAUCUUCGCAAUUUUAGAAAUUAUGUUUGUCUCUGUUACUAUUCCAAAACUCUUGGAAAACCUCAUUGCAGCUAAGAGAAUAAUAUCGUUCACGGGAUGCUUUUCACAGUUAUUUAUAUAUCUUGCCUUGGGAAUAAUAGAAUGCCUUAUGCUUACAGUCAUGGUCUUUGAUCGACAUUUAGCAAUUCACAGCCCUCUGCGAUAUUCAACUAUCAUGAGCCGUUCUUUGUGUAUUGAGUUGACGAUUCUCCAAUGGAUGAUAGGUUUAUCUGCAUCUGCUAUACUUAUAUUCUUCACAGCCCGUUUGAAAUUCUGUGCAUCAAAUGUAAUCAACCAUUUCUUCUGUGACUUGGCGCCGCUCCAGAAAUUGUCUUGUAUCAAUCCCUUCCUCAGUGUUUUGGCCACAACCUUAGUAACUGUGUUUCUCGUUGUUGUUUCAUUCCUCAUAAUACUGGGAGUCUAUGCCCAUAUCAUAUAUAUAAUUUCAAAAAUUAAGACAUCUGAAGGAAAGUGGAAAGCCUUUUCUACAUGUUCCUCUCAUCUCAUCGUAGUUUGCAUGUUCUACAGCACCGCCAUCACUGUCUAUCUCAGACCUCAAGGCAGCCAGCAUGACAAAUUCCUUGCAUUGAUCUACAACAUUAUAACUCCAAUGGUCAACCCCUUCAUUUAUACUUUUCGAAACAGAGAGGUAAAGACAGUUUUAACCAAAUCCAUUAGACGUCUAGUAAAUAAUGUGCAAUAA
Pelobates fuscus (common spadefoot toad) is the source of this 990-nucleotide messenger RNA. Its product is annotated as olfactory receptor 2B6-like. Lineage: Eukaryota; Metazoa; Chordata; Amphibia; Anura; Pelobatidae. Gene Ontology annotation, cellular component: membrane. The record is from RefSeq and is a predicted model, not a curated record. Gene Ontology annotation, biological process: G protein-coupled receptor signaling pathway. The coding region runs from base 58 to 990 and encodes 310 amino acids. Gene Ontology annotation, molecular function: G protein-coupled receptor activity; olfactory receptor activity. The transcript is spliced from 2 exons.